CACCAUGCCUGGAGCACAGAAGCGUUCUCUCUUGAAGGACAGACCUCACGUGGACAAUCGACAUCCGGAACCUUCGAAGGGGACGACUUUGAUAGUCGGACACAAAAUGGACGACGUACCAGAGAAUGCACCUGAGCACUGUCCAGGUACAAGGAGUGAACAGGCAGGAAAGUCUUCAUCAUGCCAAGGCUGCCCCAACCAAAAACUGUGUGCUUCUGGAGCCACUAAGGCCCCAGACCCAGCCAUUAAGGAAAUCGGAGCAAAGCUGUCUACGGUCAAACACAAGAUCCUUGUGCUGUCUGGAAAAGGGGGCGUGGGGAAGAGUACGUUCAGUGCUCACCUGGCUCACGCCUUAGCAAGUGACAUCACCAAGGAGGUUGCCCUGUUGGAUAUAGACAUCUGUGGUCCGUCCAUUCCUAGAAUGAUGGGGCUGGAGGGAGAGCAAGUACAUCAGAGCGGCUCAGGCUGGUCCCCUGUGUAUGUGGAUGACAACCUGGCUGUCAUGUCAAUUGGCUUCCUGCUGGGUAGUCCGGAUGAUGCUGUGAUCUGGAGGGGUCCCAAGAAAAAUGGAAUGAUCAAGCAGUUUCUGAGGGAUGUGGAUUGGGGGGACCUGGAUUACCUCAUAGUUGACACACCCCCUGGCACAUCUGACGAGCACCUGUCAAUUGUGCAGUACCUAAGCUCCACCCAUGUUGAUGGGGCCGUCAUCAUCACCACCCCACAGGAAGUGUCCUUGCAAGAUGUCCGAAAGGAGAUUCGCUUCUGUCAGAAGGUCAAACUGCCCAUCAUCGGAGUGGUGGAAAACAUGAGCGGCUUUGUGUGUCCCAAAUGCAAGAACACAUCGCAGAUCUUUCCUCCCACCAGCGGGGGCGCUGAAAAAAUGUGUGCAGACCUGAACCUGCCCCUGCUGGGCAAGGUGCCACUCGACCCAAGGAUAGCAAAAAGCUGUGAUGAGGGCAGGUCAUUCCUCAACCAAGUACCCGACUCCCCUGCGGCUGAAGCCUACCAGAGGAUUGUGCAAGGUGUCAAGGACUACUGUUCCAAACAUACCACAGACGAGGAGAACACUGGUUGAGCCCACAGUUGUGGCAGCCCUGUUGGACCAAAGCUAAGACAUCACAGUAUUUCAUAAACGCUAGAUACGCACACUGGAAAGACAUUUAAAAAUGUGACUUUCCAUAUAAAUGAUCACGUUACGAUUCGUUUGAAAACACUUUGGAAUACAGGAAAACCUGAACAAUGAGUAGAACUUAACAUUGGGACAUGGCUUUCUUACUGUAUGAACAUGUGUGAUGUUUUUCAAGACACACAGCAUAUGCUUUAGUACCAAUGUUGCUUUCAACACUGAACAUCAGGUGUAAAAAUGACUUGACAUACAGUAUAUGUUGCCUUAAUUCCUUGUUUUCAGUCAUUGGGUUUCAUUACUAUUUUCAAAUCAACCAUUGGAUGGGAAACAUUUUUACCGUGAUGAUAGAAUUAUCAUUUAGUACACCCAGUGCAUCAGAAUAAUUGGCCGAUCGUAACACAUAAAAGCAAUAGGUUAAAAUGCUCAGUCCACACUUGAAUUGAAAUGUGCCCCAACUUUUUAGAAUAAUGUGGAGCGUUUGGCUAGCAUGUCUGCUUCACAUUCAAAGAUUCUGCGUUUGAAUCCUGACUUGGACCAAACACAAACAGUUAGCAGUUUGCAGCAUAUCAAAACAGUGGUAAAACAAAAAUGCCAGUUUUUCAAAGUCAAAGCUGAUGUGUGUGAAUAUCUUGUUUUGCCUAAAAGACAAACAUAAUAGGCCUGCUUCCAUGGAUGACUAAGGGAAUUAAAAAAUAAUCACAUUUGAGAGGCUGAAAUCAGAGGAUAUUUACACUUUACAAUUACAAAAAGAUUAAUUGAUAUCAAAAUAGUUGUCGAUGGAUUGGGUCGUCGUGUCACAAGAUCUCGUGAGACUACAAGGUGACAAGAUUUCACGUUCAGAAAUAAAUGAAUUAAUC
Dunckerocampus dactyliophorus (ringed pipefish) is the source of this 1983-nucleotide messenger RNA. It is a transcript of the gene nubp1, whose product is annotated as nucleotide binding protein 1 (MinD homolog, E. coli). The transcript has 11 exons. The coding region runs from base 5 to 1075 and encodes 356 amino acids. Gene Ontology annotation, cellular component: cytosol. Gene Ontology annotation, molecular function: ATP hydrolysis activity; ATP-dependent FeS chaperone activity; 4 iron, 4 sulfur cluster binding. Gene Ontology annotation, biological process: iron-sulfur cluster assembly. NCBI's taxonomy places the organism in Eukaryota, Metazoa, Chordata, Actinopteri, Syngnathiformes, Syngnathidae. The record is from RefSeq and is a predicted model, not a curated record.